Cuscuta campestris is the source of this 1347-nucleotide messenger RNA. NCBI's taxonomy places the organism in Eukaryota, Viridiplantae, Streptophyta, Magnoliopsida, Solanales, Convolvulaceae. The record is from the annotation of a GenBank genome assembly.
GUCUCUCGGGAGGCUAGAUUAGACACACGUUGUGGUGAACCAGGAUAAAAUUCGGUGUGCUCCUUCCUUACGCUCUUUACUUUAGCGCUCUCGUUUUAAUUUCCUGCGAUUUUGUUUUAAACGCUAUUCACCCCCCCUCUAGCGUUAGGCCUUUAUUCUAACAAUUGGUAUCGGAGCCAUACUCUCUGAAAGACUUAACCGUUUGAGAGAAACGAUCAAUGGCUUCUACUCAAAGUUCAUACGCAGGUUUAGGUGAAGUGCAAACCACCACGAGGCCUCCGCUGUUUGACGGAACAAACUACACCUAUUGGAAGGAGCGGAUGAGGAUUUACAUCCAAUCCACCAACUUUCUCCUUUGGAGAAUUAUCAAAAAUGGUGAAGACGUGCCAAUGAAGAAGGUCGGGGAAACCAACAUCCCUAAGACCGAGAAUGAAUAUGAUGCACAAGACAUCAAGAAAGUGGAAAACAAUGCCAAGGCCAUCAACAUCAUCUAUUGUGCCGUUAACCCGAAUGACUACCGGAAGAUUUCUUGUUGCACCACCGCGAAGGAAAUGUGGGACAAACUAGAAAUCACCUACAAAGGUACGGAUCAAGUCCGAGAAGCUAAAAUUGAUUUUCUAACCCAUGAAUAUGAAUUGUUUCGUAUGAAGGAAAACGAGAAAAUCGAUGAGAUGUUUGAACGAUUCUCCAAAAUCGUCAAUGAUCUUCAUGCUCUCAAGAAGACGUACACGGACAAGGAGCUUGUGAGAAAAAUCCUGCGAAGUCUCACACCGGAAUGGCGCUCCAAAGCCGAUGCCAUCCAAGAGUCCAUUGGCAUCACCAACGUCACCAUUGACGGGCUUAGAGAAAGGUUUCGCUUGGAGAACAUCUAUCUCAACGACGAUGACGAAGUAGACAACUCAAAGGAAAGCCAAGAUGAAGAAGUAGAGCCACCCGUAAACGAGGAACAACCACAAGAGGAGGAAAUGCCAAUGCCAAGGGCAUGGAGGACUUCAAAGAACCAUCCUCUUGACAAGGUGAUCGGUGACAUCAACCGAAAGGUGAAACGAGAGUUAAAUAAAAAUUUCGCUUGACAUUUGAAAAUGACAACUACUUAUAAAUACUAAAUUUACAGGCUCUGGAUCGCGACCCAUUUAAAAAAAAUAUUUUCAGAGUAAUGCGGAAGUACAAAAAUAAUCAAAUCAUGACACAUUUAAAAAUCUGAUGAUCAACAUUUUCCUGCCAUCCUUGCAUCUCCUCUGACUCAAUGCCUUCCGGGAGUGGUUCCAUCAUUGUCUUCUUGUUACCUACGUGUAGUCAACGAAAAAUACAAACUACACGCUCAGCGAAACCGCUGAGUGGUACCAC